AUGACCCGCCCCCGCGAACCAGAAACAGCAGAGUCUGACGGAUAGCGCAGAAGAAAGGCAGGCUGGAGCUGCCCUGGGAAGUCAGGAGUCUGCCAGAGUCAACGCAGAACAACGCCAUUUCUCCACCAUAGGGAACAGCAAACUGAAGCUACAGAAUGGCGGUGGAUAUCUACGACUCUCAGUACCUGCUCAUCCUCGCCCCUUCCUUGGUCAUCGCCCUCAUGUUCCUCUUCUUCUGGCUCUUUAUGAAGGAAACCUCCUACGAUGAAGUGCUGGCCAGGCAGAAACGUGACCUCAAACUACCCCCUUCCAAGCCAGACACUCGUAAGAAGACCGAAAAGAAGAAGAGCAAGAAGAAGGAGAGUGCUAGUGUAGGUGGUGGCGGAGGUGGAGGAGGUGGAGGAGAGUCUGAAGAGGAUCUGCGUGACUUUGAUGUGGCUGAUGGUGCCAACAGCUCCUCUCUGGAGAUGGACGAGGAACCCGCACCAGUGUCAACUCCAGCCCCUGCUCCACCCACUCCUACUCCUUAUGUGCCUGCUUCAGUGUCACCUGAGGCUCCAGCUGGUUUGAGAGAGAGAAAGAAGAAGGAGAAAAAGGCUGCUAAGGCAGCAGCAGCGGCUGCCGCUGCAGCUGCAGCCGCAGCUACUGCAACCACAACUUUGACUCCUGAAGAGCCAGAAGUAAAUGGGUCUAAGCCAGUGAACCGCAAGGCAGAGCCACCUCUGGCCGUGAGCAAACAGUCAAACCCUCCCUCACCCCAACUUGAGGUUCAGAUUCAGGUGCAAGCCCAGGUUGCUGCUCCUGUUCAGGCCCAGACACCACCUCAGAUCUCUGGGAAGAAGAAAGAGAAGAAGAAACAAAAAUCAGAGCCUGUAGUGGAGGAUCAGCAGCCCGAGGCUAAGGUGGAGCAGGCCCCAGCUCCAGUCAAGAAGGAGGCUCCCAUUGUGGCUGAAACCAAAGUUCUUGACGGUGCACCUCCAAGUGCCGCCAGUGGCAAGAAGAAGAACUCUGCCAAGAAGCAAAAGACUGAGCCUGCAGAUGAAUCCUUGGCUGACUCUCCAACAUCUGCCAACCACCAAACAUCCCAUAAUGAUGAUGCACCGUCCAAAGGCACUGGCAAGAAACAGAAGAAUGAGACAGACAAAGAGAACACAGAGGUAAAGCUGAAGGAGCUCCUGUCUGGUCUGUCGAGUCUGGCUCUGUCAGAAGCAGAGGUUGUCAGUGUGAUGUCUCUUCUUAGAGAGAAGAGCCCUAAUGCUUUGGAUGCCUGGCACAAGCAGUCUGCAGCCAAGCCUGACCCAGCCACUCAGGAACGAGAGCGACUCCUUACAACACUUCAGGAGGAGGCUUCCAUUGCCAAGGACAAAGUCAAACAGCUCAGCCAGGAGCUUCAGGUUGAGAAGCAAAAAUCAGGCCGUGUGGAAGCCAUGAUGAGGGAGCAACGUGCUGCCAUGGAGAAGGAACUGGGGAGUAUGCAGGCCAAGGCACAGGGCAGUUACCAGGAGCUCCAGACCAUGCAGAUAAAGUUCCAACAGGUGAGGGAGCAGUUGGAAAGCCAGAUCACCCGACUGCAGCAGGAGAAUGGCAUCCUAAGGGAUGCAGUCAGCUCUGCCACCAACCAGAUGGAAAGCAAGAAUUCAGCGGAGCUAAAUAAGCUGCGUUCUGAGUAUGCCGGUCUGAUGAAAGAACUGGCAGACAACAACAGCAAGCUGCAGCAGGAGGAGCACCAGAGGAAGUCACUGGAGGUCAGCUACAAGCAGAACGUGUCCCAGCUGGAGGCUCAGCUUCAAGAUGCUAAGCGGCGCUGGGAAGAGUUACAGAAUUUCCUCCACAACGUCAAUGCUGAGAGAGAGAAACUGCAGGCUUCAAAGCAAGAGCUCCACAGCCAGCUGCUAGCAGUGGAGACAGAGAUGAACAACAAGAACAAGGAGAUCCAAACCCUUCAUAGCAGCCUGACUGAGGCGAUUGUCUCCAAAGAGAGGCUGGAACAGAGAGUGAUGGAGCUGCUGGAGGCAUCGCAGCACAGCAUGUCUGAUGACUCACUGCAGGCCCGUGCUCAGGAACUUAUGAAUGAAAACAAAGGCCUUCAGGUCCAGAACGAAACACUGCAGGCCCAGAAUGAGAGCAUGCAUGCCCAGAUCUCUUCCCAGGUCUCGCAUGUUUCCCACAUUGAGGAGCUGCAGAAGCUACUGGCUGAAAAGGAGCUUCAGAGAAAGAGUCUGGAAGACUCUCUAAAUGCAGAGAGGAGCAGUGGAGCCAGCAGAGAAACAAACAUGCAGGCCUUGCAUAAUGACAACAUGUCACUGAAGGCAGAGAUCCAGAAUCUGCAGGCACAGAUUUCUGAACAGACUGCCUCCCAGCUGGCUUUGGACCAGAUUCAGAAGAGUGUCCAGGAGAGGGAGGAGAACAUUAAAACAGUAGAGGGCUUACUGGAGAAGGGACUGAUCGAAGUGGCCAACAAAGAAGAAGAGCUCAAGGCUGCGAGGGAAGAGAGUGAAACACUAAAGCAAGAAUUAGAGGCUCUUAAGAGAAGGACAGAAGAGCAGGCCUCAUCAGGAUCGAUAGCAGAAGACCUACAGAACAAGAUCCGAGAGAGGGAUGUGAAGUUGAAAUCAAUGGAGGAGAGUCUGCAGGCAGCACAAGAGAGUAGCUCUGCCAGAGAGAAGACAGUUGAGGCUCUGGAGCAGCAGUUGGCUGCCCUGCAGGCAGAGAUAGAACAGCUGAGACAGAAAGAGACGCCAGAGGAGUUGACCAGUUCUGGUACCCAGCUCCAAGAGCUGCAGACUCAGUUGGUAGCAAAGGACCAGGAGAUCCAGACACUUCAGGCUGAGUUGGAGACUAGGACAAAGGAGUUUAGUGAGAGAGUGGAACAACAACAGCAGCAAACCCACACUGUAGUGCCAAGCCCAGAGCUUCUUACAGCGUUGUCUGAAAAGGAAAGGCAGAUAUCAGAUCUGGAGCGUGAACUGGCUGAGUUGAGAGACUCCCUGGAGCUUCACAGGAAGAAGAACAACGAGCUUCGGGAGAAAAACUGGAGUGCAAUGGAAGCUCUGUCAGCCACCGAGUCCAUGCUUCAAGGGAAACUCAGCAAAACUGUCAAGGAGAACCAGACAGCGCUGGCAUUGUCUCAGGCUGAGUGUCGAGAUGUUCUGCACAGACUUCUACCCCAUGUGCCUCUGCCCACUGAGCAGAACCACCAGGAGUGGCUCCAAAGGUUUGAAAAGGCAGUAGCUGAAAGCUCAGCUGCACAGUCCACCCCUGCAUCAGGGGAGUCUGAGGGACUGGCUGAGAAACUAAGGGAAGCCGAAGAAACCCAAAGGAUUUUACAGAAAGACUGUGAGACUUACAAGAAGGUUUUGGCAGAGACGGAGGGCAUUUUGCAACGCCUCCAGAACAGUGUGGAGCAAGAGGAGUCUCGCUGGAAGGUGAAGCUGGAGGUUUCACAGGGAGAGCUGAGAGAGAUGAGCCAGAAAGUCACAGCUCUGGAGCAGGAGAUUGAGAGACUAACUGAUGGAGCAGAGUUGGAAAAUCUGAGAAGAGAAAAGCAGCAUUUGGAGUCUGAACUGGAGAGGGCGGAGCGUGAGAGCGCCACCUAUGUAACGGAGGUCAGAGAGCUCAAAGAUCUGUUGACUGAAUUGCAGACCAGACUUGAUGGCUCAUAUGCAGAGACCAUCAGGCACAAUGAGGAGCUGAUUUUGCUGAAAGCUCAUCUUACUGAGACUCUGUCCAAGCUGGAGACAGAAGAGAACGAGAGGCAAAAGGUGGCAGGUGACCUGUAUAAGGCCCAGCAGUCUCUUGAUCUGAUCCAGGGCGAGCUCUCCAAAGUAGCAGACAACGCUGAUGACCUGAUUGAGAAUAGCACUCUGUCAUCUCAGAACGAGGAGAUUGACAGAAAAGAGAAAAUGACUGCAGGGCUGAACCAAUCGGUCAGAGAACUGCAGCAGCUGCUACAAGCCGUCAGCCGGCAACUCACCAAGGGACCGGAAGGGGAGGCUGACAAAGACUUACCCAAGGUAUAGUUGGAGGAGGAAAGACUACCCCCCCCCCCCCCACGCAGCCAGCCUGACUGCACUACCGAGACCACCUUUGACCUUCGGUCUCAUCACUACCACCAUCACACCAUACUGUCACACCCACCCACCCAGUCACCUCCUCCCUUCCUCAUCUGUCACCUCACCUGUUCUGUAAACAGCCUCAAAGUGAUCCAGGCUACAUUCGCCAGAAACACCUCUUCCAGAGUCACUGUUGGGAGCAGGCAGAGGUUGCUGUUAAUUCCAGACACCGUACCAAAACACACUCUCAAACUAUUUCACUCCCACCACAUUCCUCUUCUUCAGCAGCAUCUCAAGUUAAUUUUUAUUAUAAUCUUAAAAAUGACAACUUCAAACUGUGUGGCAACCAUUCCUCUGUUUAGAGCACUUGUAUUUUUCAAUGAAAUCCUUCUGAAUACUGCAGUAGAUUUUUUUGUUGGUGUAUUUUGUCUCAAGAGGGCAGUGAUACAAAUUCUCAACUUGACUAAAUAAACUUUUGGUUUUCAGUUCUCUUCUCUUAACUUAAAUAUGUAUUGUUUAAAUGUAUGAGUUAGGACCUGCUGAAAUACAUUGUUGUUGAUCUGUUUUUUUGACCAUAAAACUAUCACAACCUGUGCAUCAUUGUACAUUCAUGAAAUACAUGGCUCCAUGGCAUACCUGGGCUCAGGACUGGGUGGGAGAAGGGAGAUCAAAAGGGGUCUUAGCAUAUCAGAAGGGUCACUACAUGGAGAUGUAUGGACAGAGUCUACAUAAGUCUGUGCUACAACUCCAAACAUAAGGGAGUCUGUGACCCUGGCUGUAGAAGGAGAAGGCCAGGUUAACAGUGUAGAGGUUUUUAAUCCUAUUGCAACUCUAGGAAUAAGCGUCCCAUAUCAUCUGUAAUCAACACUCGCUAUAUUGUUGCUAAGUUCAUUAACACUGAAGAUUUUGUUCUUUUUGUAACAGGUGAUGUUAAUAAAAGGGAUGCUUGAUAAAUCUGC
Messenger RNA from Sphaeramia orbicularis (orbiculate cardinalfish), 5011 nucleotides. It is a transcript of the gene ktn1, whose product is annotated as kinectin 1. Gene Ontology annotation, cellular component: endoplasmic reticulum membrane. Gene Ontology annotation, molecular function: kinesin binding. Lineage: Eukaryota; Metazoa; Chordata; Actinopteri; Kurtiformes; Apogonidae. The transcript has 36 exons. The record is from RefSeq and is a predicted model, not a curated record. Gene Ontology annotation, biological process: protein transport; microtubule-based movement. Bases 156 to 4019 code for a protein of 1287 amino acids.